GAAAAAAAACUGACCUGUUGUCCACAGCCUAAUCCUAACAUGGCCGACGCUGUGGACGACAGUAAGAGAUCCAACACAGAACUACAGAACUUCCUGGCCCACAAACAGGAGUGGGAGGAAUUUACAGGUGAAUUAUAUGAUGCCGUGCAACAACAGAUGACUGAGAGUAACGUCAACUUCUUCAAUGACCUGUCAGAAACAGAAAAGAUUUUUGUCCUGGAGAAAGCAGCCAAAGCUCUAAAGUCAGGCGCUGUUUACAAGGAACUUUCCGCUCGUAUCAGCUCCAGUUUGGAAGAAAAUAUGCUCCAUUAUGUUGCUCAGGAACAGCCGGAUGAUAACAUUUCAAGAAGUCAGCUAGACAUGGUGGCUUCACAUAUUCAGGAUGGAGUGAUCAAUAUUUUAGAAAACCGACCAAGCAUGAAGGUAAAACUACAUGUUCUUCUUAACCAGUCCUUACCAGUCGCACUCAGAACUCUGGCCUGGAAAUUACAAUUAUCCAACACAAAAGCCCGAAUGGAAUAUCUGGCACAUGUGUCCAUGAACAAGGCCCGAUCUGUACUAGACCGAGAGAUAGCUCUACAUUGUGAGGCUCUACUGUCAAAUGAACAAACAUUUCAAAACCUGAAGGAUAAAAAGGGUAUUGCAAGAUGUAUGCGGAAUGUGAUAUCCUAUCGUCAUAAAUAUGCAAAGAUUAGCCUUUUAGAUGAAGACUAUCUUUUGCUCGUACCUCUUUCACAGACAGUGUUUAUGACAUCUAAACCUAGCACAUCAAUAGAUUCAUUGUCCAUCAUAUUGGUUGAGGAAUACAUCACUUUUAUGGACUCCAGACCAUCCGUCAUGCAGAGAAGUGAGCACUCAAAGGAAAGUGGAGCAUUCCAAAAAAUGUCUGUGUCAUUACAAACCCUGGAUGAAAACCUAGCACAAACCAUCAAAAAAAUAUUUGCGACUGAAGCUACAGAUUCCGAAGAGGCCUUGACUGUUGGUCUACAGAAGAUGCUGCGACCUGUCUUCCAAGUCUUCUUUGUCGGUUACCUGAAUAUGAAUACAUUACUCCAUGUGUGGGACCAGUACAUCAUGGGACUCAAUGAGCCAGAGUUUGACUGCUUCCCAGCUUAUGGUUUAGCUUUUCUCAUAUUACUAAAAAGGCAUCUCAGCAGCUCAAACACACCUACUGAAAUGCAAGCAGUACUCAAAACAGCCGGAGUGUCUCUAUCUGUUCAGGAAUUUCAGACUAUAAUAAAUAAGCAUUUUUAUCAAGAUCUCUUUAAUUCACUGAAUAAGGGAGGAAACAACGAAUUUCCAGUUCACGAUCCAACACAAGCUACCCCACAUUGGAGUUAUGUUACCAAAGUGACAACAUAUCCAAGAACAAGACCACAAGAUAGAAGACACGCAAGAGAAGAACGAGAAGCCUUAAAAAGACAGAAGACUGAAAAAGAACAGAGAGAAGAACAAAAAAGAUAUCAGCAGGAGGAGCGGCAGAAAAGGCAACAGGAAGAAAGGCUUGAACAAGUUAUGGCAGAAACCAGAAGAAAAUAUGAAGAGGAUAAAACUUCUCUUCACAAGCAGCUUCAACAGGAACAACAGCGCAGCUAUGAAAUAGAGAAAAAGGCGACACAGCAAAUAAAUGAAUUGCAAGAAGAGAUCAGGAGGCUAUUACAGCAAAGAAGGGUGUCUAUUGGUGAUGAUUCAGUAGAAAGUGUUAUGGCUCCACCUCCCUCCAUCAAGUCACAGACCCCCACCCAAUUUAGGAUGACUGAAAGCCCAUUGACCACAGAAAACCAACCUGACAACACUGUUAAAGAAGUGAAUGGAAAGACGGCCAAUACUGUUAUACUCGACCUGUUACAGAAGAUGAUGGCAUCUGCAGAUACACUUAUUAAUGGUCAGACACUUGGAGAAAGGGAUAUUUUGAAUAGUAUUACAAGAAUGCAUCUUAAACAUUACAAUGAAGAUGUAAAGAAUGCAGAGGUUGAAAUAUGUGGCCGUGAGCUGGAGCCAAAUGAACUGGAUAACAUAAAAGAACAUAAGAGAACAGCAAUAUCCAAAAGGUUAUCUGAAGCAAUAAAAAGACAGUCAGAAGCACGUUAUAUGGGUACAAUAAGAGCAAGUGCACAAAACUUAUCACAAAAUGUUACUUACACUAUCUAGAAUUUUACUACAAAGCCUUAAAAGGAUUGUUCAGCUGUAUUUACUGAAAAGAGCAGAAAAACACUGUUGUAUAGCUGUUAGGGUAUAAAAGCAAAUUGUACCUGAUGGUCACUAAACUUAUGAAAAUCUCCUUUCUAUUUUUCAGACAAGUGUCAAAAAGGCAAAACGGAGCUACUCAAGUGCCACAGCCUGGCAUAACUCCUUGCUCUCCAUCUCCCAGCCCCGACCUGACUCAACCACAUUGCUGGGAGCUGAGGACAAGAAAGGAAGUGAGCUAGGCUGUGAUAUUUACGUAGCUCGGUUGUUUCCUUGACAUUUUGGUGAGAAAUAAAAAAGGGGAAUUUAUAAGUUUGACAAUCAUCAUCAGCUCCAGAGGAUAGGUCAUUAAUCGUCAGGGUGCCAAAACCCAGCACGCCCCCCAAAUCACCUGUUCGGUGCCCUCACUACACAGUAAACAGGCCCAGAAAUAGUUGCCACCAUUCAUAUUAGUCAGACACAGAAACAGAGCUGCAGAUGCCAGCACAUAGAUGUUUUUGGGGAUAAAAUUUACCAUGACUUUGUGUUAUCAGCUGUGGAGUCAAACUGGUGGUGCUGAGCCACAGAAGCAUGCCUCCUUACUACCCCUGUUACUUACUCUCUUAAAGGGGUACUCCGGUGCUUAGACAUCUUAUCCCCUACC
This is a messenger RNA of Hyla sarda, 2830 nucleotides long. RefSeq lists its product as uncharacterized. Lineage: Eukaryota; Metazoa; Chordata; Amphibia; Anura; Hylidae. The record is from RefSeq and is a predicted model, not a curated record. The transcript is spliced from 19 exons. The coding region runs from base 40 to 2151 and encodes 703 amino acids.